GGACCAAGAGACAUUUUGUUGACGUGGAACUCCCUGUGCGGCCCUCGAGAAACCAACAUCAAACCCCGAUCUCAUUCACAUAUCUUCAUGAUGGCUUCAGAAAACCCCUCCAUGAAGCUUGAUCCCAAGUACGAUCAUUACGACUACCCAACAACGUCCCCGAACAAACAAAGCGGUCACCCUGGACACACAACACCAGAACAGGAUGCCCAGGUCUACCAAUUGCGAAUGAAGCUGGAGGCAGAUGGUUAUACUGAGCGUCUCGAUACUUUGACUCUUCUACGAUUCUUGCGAGCACGAAAGUUCGAUGUGGCCCUUUCAGAGAAGAUGUUCGUUGAUUGCGAGAAGUGGCGCAAAGAAACAGAUCUCGACAACCUCACCCGCAACUUCGACUACCAUGAGAAGCCCCAAGUCUUCGAGUACUACCCGCAGUACUACCACAAGACCGAUAAAGAUGGACGACCAGUAUAUAUUGAGCAAUUGGGUAACAUUGACUUAGCGGCCAUGUACAAGAUCACCACCUCUGAACGAAUGCUCGCAAACCUUGCUGUUGAAUACGAGAAGGUUGGCGACCCACGACUCCCCGCUUGCUCACGUAAAGCUGGACAACUACUCGAGACAUGUUGCACAAUAAUGGACCUGAAGGGCGUGGGAAUCAGCAAAGUCAGCUCCGUCUACUCAUACGUCAAGCAAGCCUCCGCAAUUUCGCAAAACUACUACCCCGAACGACUUGGCCGUCUCUACCUAAUCAAUGCACCAUGGGGGUUUUCAGGAGUUUGGAGUAUCGUCAAGGGCUGGUUGGAUCCCGUCACCGUCCAGAAGAUCCAUAUUCUAGGCAGCGGAUAUCAGAAGGAGCUCCUUGAACAGGUCCCAGCUGAGAAUCUCCCAACAAUUUUCGGAGGCACUUGCGACUGUCCUGGUGGUUGUGCUUUCAGUGAUGAGGGGCCAUGGACAGAUCCUCAAUGGACUAGGACCCCGAAGUGGGCUAAAAAGGAUGAAGGACAGGCGGAAGGGGAGACGACCAUUGACAAUGAGAAUGUCAACCCAGGCACAAUUCCUGACUCAGGAGCUAAGCCAGCCGCCGCGCCUGCCCCUACUGCAGAAGAUGUUGCAGAUGAGAUCAAGCCAGCACCAGCACCUCAGUAAAUUCGAUAACUUGGAGUUGUUAAAACGAGAUUUUCAUGAUUGGUGGUAGCGGUGAGAUAGGAGGUGGAAGUGAGAAUGAUGACCAUUAAAGAGCAGAAGCCGCAUUCGAGCCAUUUUCGAAACACAUGGCGUGGCUUUGGUGUGUGAUGUUUGUGUUCGAC
Messenger RNA from Hyaloscypha bicolor E, 1307 nucleotides. RefSeq lists its product as uncharacterized. The transcript has 5 exons. Bases 88 to 1146 code for a protein of 352 amino acids. Lineage: Eukaryota; Fungi; Ascomycota; Leotiomycetes; Helotiales; Hyaloscyphaceae. The record is from RefSeq and is a predicted model, not a curated record.